UCUAUAUCAUUAAUUAUGAAGGGACAUAGGAUAAUGUUGGGAAUAUACACAUGCCCGUUACGCUGCACGAAAGUGGGAAUUUCGUAAUAUUCCAUAUGGCAAUGAUGCGAGGAUACAAAGAGUUCCGUCUCAUAACGUCCUCUUUUCUUACAUAAUACAUACCGAAAGAAACAUCUGCCGUUCUGUUUCCCGGAACUGCUGAUCUCCUCUGAUGUAAGGCGACGCAACCAUAUUUGGAUUCAGUCACGUUCCUCGACGUCGCCGGUAAGCAACCCGAAAGGGGCAGGCAACAACAACAAUAAGAGCCCGGUUAUACUGCGUUGUUUUAUAAUACGCCGUGCUGAUUUAACAAUCGACAUUUUGCAAGGCGGCAUAUUAUACAUCGCUAUUCCAUUCAACACUACGUACGGACGUGUUUAUUUAUUUCACGUGAAAAGUGGCGAUGGGAAAUUUCAUGAACAGGAACCGUCGCAUUCUUGUCCUCACUGCCAUGGUUCUGUUGCCUAGUUUACUGGUGUCGUCGCUGUGGAUGACCAGCAAUAAGCGACAGAAAAAUGUUCAGAGGAUAAAUGAUGUCAACAGAGUGGCAGACGACAAAAGAAAGCCUGAAAAACAAAUCGCGAGACAAAUCGUUUACUUAAAUCGCCUACGUGAAAAGGCAGCAAAUAUCCGCGUCCCCAGCCAAAAGAGUCGAUACGGAAGCUCCUCAUAUUCGCAGCUGCAAGUCAUUAAAGACCCAUCAGUUUACCAAGUCGGUUCUUACGAGGCCGAUUACUAUUCCAAUCAAGCCGAUCCUCAUCUCUUAUACCCUGAGGAUAUGCCUUAUCUGGAAUGCAAUAAAGGCAAGAAGAAGAAGGUUUUGAAGGCCAGUCUCAUUUUGGGGUCGGUCGGGUUAGUUCUCGGCAAAUUAGGCCUCAUCUCUAUAUCAUCCCUUCUGGUUGUCGAGAACACGACUACAACCUCAACAUCGACAUCCACGUCGACGUCAACAACGUCAACAACAACUUCAAUGACAUCUACCACUUCUACCACUUCAACAACGUCGACGACAUCGACGACGACAUCAACGACAACGACGACAAUGAUGGCUAUGACUUGUAGUACUAACACAACGGCUCCAACGGGAAGCUACAAAACAGUCCGCAAUCCUGGCAUCCAGGUGGAACAGUGUCUGUCCAUCACUGUACCUGCCGGUAGCCGAGUCAAAAUGAUUUGCACGUCCGUCUACACGGUAGGUGGAACUUACGUUACGAUCCUCGAUCAGAGCGGAACUUCAAUCAUUGCGAACCCGCCCACCGUCAAUGUGGCGUACACUUCGGCGGACAACACGAUGCUGAUCAAAUCCCUUGCCAGUAGCGCUAAUUCUGACACACUUUGCUGCACUUGGUCUACAACGUAG
Molecule: messenger RNA, 1399 nt
Organism: Daphnia pulicaria
Lineage: Eukaryota; Metazoa; Arthropoda; Branchiopoda; Diplostraca; Daphniidae
Product: cell wall integrity and stress response component 3-like
Exons: 5
Coding region: 443-1399 (318 amino acids)
Source: RefSeq, a predicted model, not a curated record